This is a messenger RNA of Trichosurus vulpecula (common brushtail), 4206 nucleotides long. It is a transcript of the gene PATL1, whose product is annotated as PAT1 homolog 1, processing body mRNA decay factor. The record is from RefSeq and is a predicted model, not a curated record. The transcript has 19 exons. Gene Ontology annotation, cellular component: P-body. Gene Ontology annotation, molecular function: RNA binding. Gene Ontology annotation, biological process: P-body assembly; deadenylation-dependent decapping of nuclear-transcribed mRNA. NCBI's taxonomy places the organism in Eukaryota, Metazoa, Chordata, Mammalia, Diprotodontia, Phalangeridae. Bases 178 to 2481 code for a protein of 767 amino acids.
GGCACGCAAGCGGCGUACGGCGGCGGCUAGGGGUCGCGAGCCGGCGGAGGAGUGGCGGGCGCGCGCGGAGGAGCCCGGGGCGUCGGACGCGUCUCCCCCCCCUCCCCACGCCUCCCUCCCCCAUCCCCCUCCCGCUCCGCCUCCUCCCCCCCCUCUCCCUUCCCCCUCCCCCCGACGAUGUUUCGCUACGAGUCCCUAGAAGAUUGUCCUCUGGAUGAAGAUGAUGAUGCUUUUCAGGCUCUGGGGGAAGAAGAUGAAGAUAUUGAUCAAUUCAAUGAUGACACAUUUGGAGCCGGUGCAGUUGAUGAUGAUUGGCAGGAAGCACAUGAGCGCCUGGCUGAAUUGGAAGAGAAGCCAGUGGUGGCAGUUGAACAGACAGGCAAUGGGAGCACUGAUGAGAUGGACUUGCUGGGAGACCAUGAAGAAAACCUGGCUGAAAGGCUCAGUAAAAUGGUGAUUGACAAUGAACUGGAGGACCCAGCAAUCAUGAGGGCACUGCAGACCAGGCCUGUUCUGCAGCCUGGAGGUCUCAAUUCUAGCAUUUGGGAUGGCUCUGCAGUUCUGAGACGCAUACGAGGACCACUUCUUGCUCAGGAAAUGCCCACAGUGUCUGUGUUAGAAUAUGCCUUGCCUCAGAGACCCCCACAGGGCCCGGAAGAGGAGCGGGACCUUUCUGAGCGGGCAUUACCAAGGCGUUCAACUUCUCCCGUCAUUGGGAGCCCUCCUGUCAGAGCGGUCCCAAUAGGCACCCCACCUAAGCAGAUGGCUGUACCCAGCUUUAACCAGCAGAUUCUUUGUCCGAAGCCUGUUCAUGUUCGUGCCCCGAUGCAACAGCGAUAUCCUGCUCCCUAUGGCGAGAGGAUGUCUCCAAACCAGCUCUGCGGUGUCGCGAACUCUUCCCUUCUGGGCCACCCAUUCCCUCCCAGUGUCACACCUGUUCUCAGCCCUAUUCAGAGGGCACAGCUUCUAGGAGGAGCACAGCCUGGACGAAUGUCUCCCAGCCAGUUUGCUCGUCUCUCUGGAUUUGUAAGCAGUCCCCUUGCUACUAUGAAUCCCAAGUUGCUUCAAGGACGGGUUGGACAAAUGAUUCCCCCAGCUCCUGGCUUCCGUGCCUUCUUUGGCGCACCUCCACCAGCUACACCACCCCCAGCACAGCAGCAUCCCUCUUGCCCAGGACCUCACCUACAAAACCUAAGACCUCAGUCCCAGAUGUUCAGACCAGACACAACUCACCUUCACCCACAGCACCGUCGACUCUUACAUCAGAGACAGCAACAGAAUAGAAAUCAACAUCGAAGUAUAAAUGGUGCAACUGGGGAUCGAGGAGGUCACCGGAGCAACCAUCAGGAGCAGCUACGGAAGGACCCAUAUGCAAACCUUAUGUUACAGCGGGAGAAGGAUUGGGUCUCAAAGAUCCAGAUGAUGCAAUUACAAAGCACUGAUCCCUACCUGGAUGACUUUUAUUACCAGAACUACUUUGAGAAACUGGAGAAACUCUCAGCAGCUGAGGAAGUGCAUGGAGAUGGCCCCAAGAAAGAACGUACCAAGCUGAUCACUCCCCAAGUGGCAAAGCUGGAGCAUGCCUACAAGCCAGUGCAAUUUGAGGGCUCUUUGGGAAAGCUUACUGUCUCUAGUGUGAAUAAUCCCCGGAAAAUGAUCGAUGCUGUGGUAACAUCCCGGAGCGAAGAUGAUGAGACCAAAGAGAAACAAGUUCGGGAUAAGAGACGAAAGACUCUCGUUACAAUUGAGAAAACAUACAGCCUGCUCCUGGAUGUGGAAGACUAUGAAAGGCGCUACGUUCUCAGCCUGGAAGAGGAGCGGCAGGCCCUGAUGGAGGAGAGAAAGCAGAAGAUAUGUGGCAUGUAUGACAACCUGAGGGGGAAACUGCCUGGGCAGGAGAGGCCAAAUGAUGACCACUUUAUGCAGAUUAUGUGUAUCCGUAAAGGGAAGAGAAUGGUUGCCCGUAUUCUCCCUUUCUUGUCCAAAGAGCAAGCAGCUGACAUCCUCUUGGCAACAGCCAGGAACUUGCCUUUUCUGAUCAAGAAGGAUGCCCAAGAUGAGGUUUUACCUUGCUUACUGAGUCCCUUUUCCCUUCUCCUGUAUCAUCUUCCAUCAAUGACUGUCACCAGCCUUCUGCAACAGCUAAUGAACCUACCUCAAAGUGCAGCUGCACCAGCACCCGCCAACCCACACCUCACUGCUGUGCUCCAGAACAAGUUUGGCCUGUCAUUGCUCUACCUGGUCCUGAGCCGAGGAGAAGAGCUACAGAGUUCAGAGCCAUCUCCCGAGUUAAUGCAGGACAACCAGUGGACAGAGUUGAUGUUCAUGGCCACAAGAGAACUCCUACGGAUUCCCCAAGCAACGCUGGCCAAGCCUGUCUCCACACCUGCAAACCUAGCAUCCCUCUUUUCUCGAUAUGUUGACCGACAGAAACUGAACCUGCUUGAGACAAAAUUGCAGUUGGUUCAGGGGAUACGGUAGAAGAGCUCUGGAGGCACCUGUGUCUCCAGGUGGCCGCUAUCUGCACUGCUGCCAUCACCAAUGGAGUGUUUUCAGUGGGGGAGGGAAAGUGGCUCCUUCCCCAGAGCAAAGCCUUGUGGGAUUGUUUCUCAUCGAUAACUGGUAUUUGGAGAUAGCCCCGAUCUCCUGCCUCCUCCUCUCCGCUCGGGAAACUUGGCUGGCUAUGACUUUUGCUGGUUUCUACUCCUCACUACUAGGUCACAAUUCUGCAUGCCCUGCCCCACCCCCAGUUCUUUUUAAUUUCACUGGGUUUUUUUUUUUUUUUGGCUACAGAGUCACAGAUGUAAUCUCUUUAAUCUGAUGUUUUCCCAUCAUUCAUGCUGAAAGUAAAUUAUAGCCCACCAAAAAUAUUCUUCCCCUACCCUGUUUGAUGCGUUCCAGUUCCUUGGCCCUUAUUAACAAGAUUCUAGGAGGGGACAUUAGAUAGAAAUCCUGUUAUUUGUGUUGUCUCCAGAGUUCCAAAGGAGUGAUGUGAUGGCUUGGGGAAAAAAAAAACCUUUCAUUGGGCUAUCGACCAGCUCUUUGUAACUAACAGCCAGCUGGAAUGUGGGGAAUGUGUCUGUCUACUCCAUCCCCAAAUCUGACUUGCUGAUUGCCCUUCGUGCUAGCUUAUACAAAUAUGGGGAUCCAUCCCCAAGAGAAAUCAUUGAGCAAUGCUCUAUCUCAUUAGGUGCCCAACUCUGCUCAGAUAUCCUCAUUUGUCUCCUCAUUGCUCCUUCUGCUUCUGUUUUCAUCUCCUCACUGUGGAAACAGCACAUGCUUUAGUUUUUGUCCUCACUGAAAUCAUAAGAAAUGAGUUCAUGCUUUCUGCCCCUUCCUUGAGAGCCUGCACAGGAUGACUGAUUCUCUCCCGUAGUCUGCAUUAGCCACGUAGGAACCUAACUUCACAUCUUUGCACACUUACCUACCCUGUCUUCCUGCGAAUGCUUUAGAAAGCUCUCCUGUGACUCUUCUCUAAUCCUUUUUGGUUUGAUCCUUAAUGGGUAGAGGCCUCCAACUAUAACCAUGGAUUCUGAGUUUGACUUGGUCCUCCCUUCUCCCCUCCACCCCCCCCACCCAUAAGUAGAGCUGCUGUCCCUGCUCCGUUUCACUCAAGUCCCAUUUCCCAGAUAAUGGUGGGGCCUGGGUUUGAAGCCCAGCCGGAACAGCCCCUUGCAUUGCCCCGAUUUCCUUAACAAAAUUAACCAGGGGGCCUGGGUUUUAUCCCCAGCAGGCAUAGCCCCCAGGACAAUUUAAUCUGAUGAAUUUUCAUAAUCAUCCUAUACUGUUUCCUGCUGUUCGCACCUUUUGGAAUGUGGUGGAGAGGAGAGGUUCUUUUAUUUAAGAAGAUGAACAUUUUGCACAUAUGUAUUGUACAACCAGUGAAAUCCUCCGUUAUAACCAGCCUCUCUUCCAUCACUCUCGGUUCACCAUCUCUUCCCCUUAUCCAGCUCCAGCUUCUUUCCCAACCAUUCCUUCCCCCACUAACAUCCAGUUUUUCCCCCAACCAUCACUUAUUGAAUAUUUCUACCUAUGCACCUUCCUCUUCACCCCUCCUCCCCCAGCUGAUCAAGUGGACAUUUCAUCCUUUUUUCCUUCCUGUGCUUUUACUUUUUUUGUUUGGUUCUGAUUAAUGAAAAUAAAAGUUUCUAAAUUUACAUUUUUAUAGGGUAUUGUAAAUAAAAACAAAUUGUAUACUUGAGAAUU